Triplophysa dalaica is the source of this 1997-nucleotide messenger RNA. RefSeq names its product myeloid leukemia factor 2 (gene mlf2). NCBI's taxonomy places the organism in Eukaryota, Metazoa, Chordata, Actinopteri, Cypriniformes, Nemacheilidae. Gene Ontology annotation, cellular component: nucleus; cytoplasm. The record is from RefSeq and is a predicted model, not a curated record. Bases 718 to 1467 code for a protein of 249 amino acids. The transcript is spliced from 8 exons. Gene Ontology annotation, biological process: regulation of DNA-templated transcription.
UGCGCAGUGCUGAUCCCCUCCUCUUCCUCCUCCUCCCAUCUCGUUUUUCUGUUGACGUUUGGCUUUUGUGCCUGUUUUACUAAGUGUGCGUAAUCUUCCCAUCAUCUUCAUAACUGGACCGUAUUUUUCGUGCAAGCGUGCGACCCGGCAUCGACUUGCGUUCCGAAAAAGCGCGUGUAUCUCUCAGAAACGCAAGAUAUUCGCCCAGGAUCUUCAAGGUUUUGUUUCCUUUGUCAUACUGUCUUCCUGUGCUCAUCUGCGGAGGUUACAGCCGUCGGUCCGUCUGCUCUGCGUGCUGCUAUUUUAGGGCCACCCCGACAAAAUUCAGCCUCGGCAAAGCUGACGUUUAUAUUCGAGGCUCGACAGGGAUUUAACAUUCGUCGUGUAUGUUAUUAUGCUAGGCUAAUCAUCUGUAAUAGCUCGUAGGCUGCUUUAGAUCAGCACCUGCUUGGAAUGUUCGACUGUGUUCACAUAGGUAUAAAUGUUAUGCAGAGCUGAUUUAGUACACAGUUGUUUUGUCCGUCUCGCUGGGUAAAUUGAUGGUUUGCAUUGUUGUUAGGUAAUACAGCCCGAAAGCCCCAGUAGAGACUGUUUUCCAUAUCUGGCAGGGGGAGCUUGAUGAUUGGUUGACCAAUCAUUGGUUGGCCUGAGGUGCUGUUGGGUUUCGAUAUUAGAGAAUUGAAAAGUUCGGGUUCUGACGACCAAUAAGCGACGAAAAUGUUUCGCUACCUAAAUGAUGUGGAUGACAGCCCAUAUAUGAUGGAUCCAUUUGCGGCACACAGGCAUCAGAUGAGGAGUCUCUUCGGGUCAUUUGGCAUGGACCCAUUUCCUAUGACCCCUCAGAUCCAGCAUCCGCGUACACGCAUACAGCCACAGGCGGGUGCCCUGACUCCCUUCGGCAUGAUGGGAAUGGGUGGAGGGUUCAUGGACAUGUUCAGCAUGAUGAGUGGAAUGAUGGAGAACGUGGAACGCAUGUCUGGUGCUCCAAGCUGCCAGACCUAUUCCUCCUCGACAGUCAUCUCGUACUCCUCCACAGACGCAGGAGCACCUCAAGUUUAUCAGCAGACCAGUGAACUACGCACUGCUCCUGGGGGUAUCAGAGAGACGCGUCAAACAAUGCGUGACAGCGAGAGUGGGCUGGAGCGUAUGGCUAUAGGCCAUCACAUCGGAGAAAGGGGUCACGUGAUGGAACGUUCAAGAAACCGACACACGGGGGAUCGCGAAGAGAGACAGGACUUCUUUAACCUGGAGGAGAAUGAGGCAGCUGCCUUUGAUGAUGAGUGGAGGAGAGAGCUGGGCCGGUACCGCCCACCAACUACCCGUAGUUUAGAUUAUGGACGUGACCGGAAUGCAGGGGUUGGACAGCAGCUGGCCCUAACAGCGCCGCCAAGCUCUUCCUCUCCCUCGCCCCGCCACGACUCUCCACGACAUCAUCCUCCCCAAUCGCGUCCGCGUUACGACUGGUGAGAGGUGGAGUGGAUUAGUCGGUGUGGAGAGAUCUACCUGAUGCUGUGAAAAAAAAGAGAAAGAGGAGGGAUAGUGAAGAAUAUUAUAACCGAUGAGUCAAAUGUUUGAUAGUUCUGAACUGUUUCAAUAUGUGUAGUCAACUCCUUACAGGGCAGUGUUCUGGCAUGGGGUAUCAUAACACAGGCUAAAAAAUUCUUACAUGGCAUCUCCGUUGUGUUGAAUUUCGCCUGGCCUGGGUAUUUCAUACCAAGUUACUACUCCCAAAGCAUACACACCAGCAUUCAUCAUCCAACAGCAACCUUGUGAUUAUACAAUACACACACACACACACACACACAUACAUCUUUGUAUUUAAAUUCAUUGUCAUGCUUCCAAUAUUUCAAUAUCCAAAUAUUUAAGUACACACACGCGCAUACACAUUCACUGUAAAGUCCAUAUAUGUUUGUGUUGACACUAGGGUAUCUGUGGGUUUAACUGUACAAUGCUGACUAAUUAAACUUAUUAACAAAUAAAAAGAUCUUGUUACAUCA